CUGCCAGGUACAAAUGAAGUCGUUCCCCCGCAUGGUUCAAUCAAAGCCUCACGAAGAAUUUUCUCAAGAUACCAACGUUCCACAAAGGGUACAACCGACAUAGACCACCGAGACUAAUUGCCUUACCUGACAUAUCCCCGCUUGAUACCCAAGGUUCGGUCACCGUUCGUCGGUCACUACGAGCGCCGUCCGCUACACGCCAACCGUCUCAGCCCUCUAGUCGUCGCGUCCAGUGACCAGCCAACAAAUUACCUCUCUUGUGGCGUCCCGUCACGAAGCACAUUGGUUUUAAACACCAUCACCGCGCACCCGUUGUCUUGCAAAUCAGGGUCUUCCACCAGAACUCUUAUCAAGAGGUCUCAGCACACCUCUUUGCUUGCAUACCACUUUACUUUUACAAUGGACACACCCACCCACGAGCUCUUGUCCGCACUAGCAUCUAUGUUCGAUUCUGGCAAAUACUCAGACCUGACCAUUGUCACCGCAAACAAAAGUUAUCCCGUACAUCGCGCUCUCCUCGCUUCGCGGUCAAGUUUCUUCGAAGGAAUCUGCAAUAACUCCUUCCGGGAAUCAGAAACUGGCAUUAUCAACCUCACCGAAGAUGACCCAGAGGCGGUAAAACACAUGGUCCAUUAUUUCUACCACCUGGACUACCUUAACAAACCGCUAUCACGCCACUCCUCACAACGAUCGGCUGGGUCCAUGUCGCCGCGCACGCCGCGCUUCCCAACUCGUGGACCUUCCCAAAAAGCGAAACUGGCGUUGAUCGAGGACCCGCUUCUUGCCAUGCUUUCUGCUGCAACGCCAGCGCCGUCGGUACCCCAGGUGCAGCAGCCAGAUGAUCAAGACAUUCUAGAUGCGCCCGCGAAGCUGCCAGAUACCCCUAUGCAGGAUCAGUUCACCCACGACCCUUUCGAGUAUGUCUACACCAGUGAGGCAAAGGCGGAUGCUGAGCAACCGCAUCUUGUAACGCAUGCCAAGGUCUAUGCCAUCGCUGAGAAGUAUGGCAUCGUUGGACUCAAGUCACUUGCCCGCAAGAAAUUCGCAGACCAGAUCCAGACCCACAUCGACAGCGAAGAGCUACCUGAAGCUUUUCAAGAAGCGUACGAAUCGACAGUCGACACAGACCGAGGGCUUCGAAAUAUCAUCAUCCAAGCUUUCCGUUCCAAUCCGGAUCUUUCAUCUCGAAAGGACGUGGAGAUCGUCCUCCGUGACACUCCGGGACUAGCAUUCGAGCUGUUUAGAAUGGCCUCUGGAAUGCCAGUCACUUCAUGAGCGCUGGCUGUCUUUUGCGCGUUGCUUCGUUUUCUGGGUGCAAUCUGUGAGCGCCGACAUUAGUGCAAGCGAUUACCCACAACUCGUUUUUAGACGAUUUUUAGUUGGCUACGAAGUUACGACCCGGUUUUGUUGAGACUGACUCCUCGGCGACUGUUAGUCUUUUAGAUUGAUUUCUGCGAUGAGGCGCCUGCAUUGUUUCUCUUCACAUGGUACCAUUUCAUCGGGAACGACUGGUUCGCUAACCCACCCGCAACGUUUCUAGAGUCUGCAUGAUAGACGCAUGGCACUUUGGCCGUCCCCAUCAUCUUUCGCUGUACAUAUUAUGUUCACGGCAACAACCGACCGAAUAAUCAAUUCGAUCAAGCCGAUUUAAUGAACGUGCUAAACGUCG
Paraphaeosphaeria sporulosa is the source of this 1669-nucleotide messenger RNA. RefSeq lists its product as uncharacterized. The transcript has 4 exons. Gene Ontology annotation, molecular function: protein binding. The record is from RefSeq and is a predicted model, not a curated record. Lineage: Eukaryota; Fungi; Ascomycota; Dothideomycetes; Pleosporales; Didymosphaeriaceae. The coding region runs from base 400 to 1275 and encodes 291 amino acids.